GCAGCCCGCUCCUCCCCGUGAGGAAGCGGAAGGUUCGGGGUGCCGGGAUUCCCGGUGCCCGCUCCUCCCCGUGAGGGAGCGGAAGGUUCGGGGUGCCGGGGCGGCCCCGCUCCCGCUGCCAUGGCGCGGCCGCCCCGCCGCGGCUGAGGGAGCCGCCAUGGCCGCCGCGCUGCGGGCCGCGCUCUGCAGCGGGCUGCUGCUCCUCGUUUCUGGAAUGGUCCCAGCUCCCCAGAACGUGAGGAUUACUUCAGUCAACCUUCACAGCACCUUGCAGUGGGAUGCACCAAGCUUCCCCAGAGGGAACCUCACCUACACCGUGCAGUCCAAGAGCAUCUACUACCCCGGGGACACCUUUGAGACGCUGAGGACGGAGCUGAGGCUGCCCCAGUGUGACGUGUCCUCGCUGUCACCCUACGGCAGCUACGUGCUGCGGCUGCGCGCCGAGGCGGGGCGGCUGCGCUCCCCCUGGGUCACCCUCGCCUUCAAGCCCAUGGAUGACACCUCCAUCGGUGCCCCCGAGGUGCGGCUGCGCUCGGACGCGGGGGCGCUGCACGUGGAUGUGUCGGGGCCCUUUGCAGAGCACGAGCAGGACCGCUGGCCCCUGCGGCUCUACUACGGCUCCUGGAGGUACAGGAUCCUCUACUGGAAGAGGGGCAGCACAGACACAGACCCGGCCUCUGCUUCCGGGGUGGCCGAGGUGCACAGCAGGCACGGCUCGGAGGUGCUGGCCCCCCUGCAGCCAUGGACGGUUUACUGCGUGCGCGUGCAGGCGCUGGUGCCCGAGUGGAACAAGACAGGCCAGCUGAGCAGGGAGCUCUGCGAGCAGACAACCCACAAUGGUGUAACCCCUGUGUGGAUAAUUGUGACUGUUCUGGUGGGGUCCAUGCUGGUCGUGGGCACAGCUGUCACUGGUUGUUUCUUCUCCAGUUUUUAUCUGUACAGACUCACCAAACAUGUUUUCUUCCCUUCCUACGUUUUCCCACAACACUUGAAAGAGUUCCUGAGCAAGCCCCCCAGUGCUCCGCAGCCCUUCCCUCCUCGAGAAGAGCUCCUGGUUUGUGACAAGCUGACAGUGAUUUCAGAGCCAUCCCACCCCCUCCCUGAAGGGACAGGGGCUGAGGGGACACCAGGGCUCCCUCAGGACCCUGCACAAGGACACUCCACCUCAGGAGCAGCCUCAGGAGAAGCCUGAACAUCCUCCUCGUUCUUCCUGGGAAAAGGAGAAGCAAAUGGACUUUGGGUUUAUCUCACUGCUGCUCUCCAGCAGGAAAAACCCACAGCCAAACACGGGGUCACAGACUUUUGACAGAAGCAUUUUAUUUUUAUAAGUACAAGAAACUUGGCUCUAAAUGAGGAAUUAAAAGAUCCAUAACUUUUGCCACUGUUGGUUGUGGCUCCCUGAGGAGUUGUAGCAAUUCUGGCACUGAUUAUGACACUAAAAAGGAAAUGUCAUAUUUGUAUAUAAUACUAAUUAAUUUAAUUUUGAUGAACUAUUUAUUGCAAAAAGUAAUCAAAACGUUUAGAAAAGAAAAUAGUAUUUUGUAAGGAAUGACCUGAUCUGGUUUAUUUUUUUCUAAUGAGAAAUUUUGUAUUUUUAAGGAUAUCCCAGUGGCAUCAUCUUUCUAUGGAAUUUAUUCUUCCCUGAUGCAAAGUUGUGAAGUUUUAGGGUGGGAUGAACUGAUGUCUGUGGGAAACUUGGCAGCUGAAGUGGGAGUUAAAUCAGGUUCAUUUUAAUUAUCUGCUGAUGUGUGUUCUUAAUUUUCCCAACGCAGGGAGCUGUGACUCCCUGCUCCAAAGGCAGCCUCGCCUGCACAGGGGGCAAGGGGCAGGGACUGGGUUUGUGUCACUGCAUCACAGUGAGAAAUUAAAUUAAAUUCUGCCACCAAAAG
Passer montanus (Eurasian tree sparrow) is the source of this 1889-nucleotide messenger RNA. RefSeq names its product interleukin-10 receptor subunit beta-like. Gene Ontology annotation, molecular function: protein binding; interleukin-10 receptor activity. Bases 158 to 1192 code for a protein of 344 amino acids. NCBI's taxonomy places the organism in Eukaryota, Metazoa, Chordata, Aves, Passeriformes, Passeridae. The record is from RefSeq and is a predicted model, not a curated record. The transcript is spliced from 8 exons.